AUGGCUCACUACAUGACAAUGCAGGCCGAGGGUUACACUCGCGCAAAGCACUUGAUACAAUCAGUAUAUCGGAAGGGUCUCUCUUGGGCAUCGGCGUGCGGUGUCGACAGUGGCUCGCAAGAUGAUGAAGGCGAGCGUAACUUCAGCUGCAGACAGCCACAUGAACGGGUGGCUCGUGUCUGA
Penicillium macrosclerotiorum is the source of this 183-nucleotide messenger RNA. RefSeq lists its product as uncharacterized. Bases 1 to 183 code for a protein of 60 amino acids. The transcript is spliced from 2 exons. NCBI's taxonomy places the organism in Eukaryota, Fungi, Ascomycota, Eurotiomycetes, Eurotiales, Aspergillaceae. The record is from RefSeq and is a predicted model, not a curated record.